AAUACGAUAAAAGAAGCGCAGCUCUGAUAUUUUCGGGUUUAAAUAAGCGCGUGCGAAGCUACGUGUAUCACUGUUUUAUUAAGCUGGUCAACCGAUUCGGUUGCGAAAAUAUUGGUCGGUAAUUACAGAAUAAUUUUUUUUAAUAAACAAUGGUUGUAAUCACAGACGUCAAUGUGAAGGACGUGAGGUUCCCGACAUCGCUAUUGGCAGAUGGCAGCGAUGCUAUGCAUACUGAUCCCGACUAUUCCUGUGCCUAUGUGACUAUAAAGACAGACAAAGGUUUCGAGGGAUAUGGUUUGACGUUCACUUUGGGCAGAGGAACAGAAAUUGUUGUUCAAGCAUGCAAAUCGAUGGCUCAUCUGAUAAGGGGCCAGGAUACUGACAAGAUAUUUGCUGAUUUUGGAUCAGUUUGGAGAAAGCUAACCAGCGAUACGCAAUUAAGAUGGUUGGGACCGGAAAAAGGUGUCACUCAUCUUGCUACCGCAGCUAUAGUGAACGCAUUGUGGGACUUGUGGGCCCGAUUGGAAAACAAACCGGUCUGGAAACUGCUGGUUGAUUUGACUCCUGAGCAAUUAGUCUCGACGAUAGACUUCAGAUAUAUCACGGAUGUUGUUACCAAAGAGGAAGCCAUACAGAUGCUUAGGGACAGUGAAAACGGGAAGAAGGAACGGCAAGAAUGGCUGAAGAAAAACGGUUACCCAGCGUACACCACGCAAGUGGGCUGGCUCGGGUACAACGACGAGAAAGUGAAAACACUUUGCAGGAAGUACAUGGAUCUUGGUUUUACAGCUUUUAAAGCGAAGGUUGGCCAGAAUUUAAAGGACGACGUCAAGAGAUGCCGACUAAUACGCGAAAUGAUUGGGAAUAAAAACAAAUUGAUGGUGGAUGCGAAUCAAGUGUGGGACGUCGAUCAGUCCAUAGAAUGGAUGAAAGAGUUGAAAGAAUUUAAGCCGCUUUGGAUCGAGGAGCCCACAUCGCCGGACGACAUUUUGGGCCACGCGAAAAUCGCCGAAGCAUUAAGGCCGUACGGCAUCGGCGUCGCUACUGGCGAAAUGUGUGCUAAUCGCGUGAUGUUUAAACAAUUGUUGCAAGCCAAGGCGAUUGAUUACUGUCAGAUCGACUCGGCUAGAAUUGGGGGGAUCAACGAGAUAUUGUCUGUAUAUUUCAUGGCCAAGAAACUGGGAGUUCCUGUGUGCCCGCAUGCUGGAGGAAUAGGUCUUUGCGAGAUGGUUCAACAUCUUCAAAUGUGGGACUUCGUUUCCCUCAGUCGAACUACCGAGGAACGCGUGAUAGAAUACGUUGACCAGCAGCACGAACAUUUCGUAGAACCUGUGAGAAUGCAGAACGCUUCCUACAUGCCACCCAUGUCACCAGGAUAUUCUACUAAAUUGACCGAUCAAUGUCUUGACAAUUACGUUCACCCUGACGGCGAACAGUGGAAGCAACUGCGUGCGAAAGGACUCUUCCAAAAAUCUUAUAAUUAAUACUGUCAUGUAUUGAUUUUAUAUUGAUCUCAUACUUGUUAUAUUAACAUGAAUGUAUAUAUCAUAGAAAAGAAAGAGAAAUAUAAAAAUUUCUAAACGAU
Molecule: messenger RNA, 1585 nt
Organism: Megalopta genalis
Lineage: Eukaryota; Metazoa; Arthropoda; Insecta; Hymenoptera; Halictidae
Product: mitochondrial enolase superfamily member 1
Biological process (GO): carbohydrate catabolic process
Molecular function (GO): magnesium ion binding; L-fuconate dehydratase activity
Source: RefSeq, a predicted model, not a curated record